Molecule: messenger RNA, 1478 nt
Organism: Drosophila eugracilis
Lineage: Eukaryota; Metazoa; Arthropoda; Insecta; Diptera; Drosophilidae
Exons: 4
Coding region: 1023-1385 (120 amino acids)
Source: RefSeq, a predicted model, not a curated record
UGCAUUUCCUGUUUUAUCUGAAUUUUGAAGUCUUUGCUCAACAAUGGGUUGAUCAAAAGGUUUUGCGUUUACUUUUGAUAUUCGUAAAUCUCUGUUUUUCCUGUUUUCCUUUGGUUUUAUCUUUUUUUUUUUUUGGUCUUUGGUUUUUUGCUACUUGUAUGGUUUCCAAAAAAAAAAGUUUAGAAGUUCUUCUUCCUAGUAUUUUUGAAGACUGCUACUUUUUUCGCCACUUGCUUUGACUACGCUUCCCUUUUUUCGGCUCUGCGUUGUUGUUGCCAAUGGCAAUGAAUUGUGUUUUUUUUUGUUGCUCAACAAGCUCGCGAAUUAAUGCAAAGGCCAAAGUCAUAAAUAAAUGCUUAAAACGAUUGUGGAAAUGUUCUACCAGCACGACACUAAAUUUAUCCUGUUUUUUUCUAUCUAUUUCGUUCUCGGUUUAAUAUAUUUUAGCGGCUGCGACUGCGCAGUUUGGAAUAAAGAACUCGAAUGUUGUCAUUUUUGCUGCUUCAUCGCUGCCUAGCCUGAAUUUCUGCCGGCGUCAGGAUGUCGGAAGCAGCGUGGGGAAGAAAACGAAUAAAACAGCUGUCAGUUAAAAACUGUAGUUUUCUUGCUGCGCUGUUAAGUUUUGACGUUUAAAAACAUGCGCCACCUAUGGCAACUCUGCUAUCUGCACAAAACGCCAUCUAUAACAGUGAAACAAAAUUUAUCAGCCUAACGCAAUAUUAUUAUUGACAGGAUUUUAAAUACAGCAAGGGGCAUGAAACAGAAAAAUAAGUGUAGUCGUUCGGAUUUUGCUAUGUAAUGGGUCUAUGGCUAUGUAAUCUGUCUGUAACUCUGUAACAUAUCAAAACGCCAUCUAUUACUGUUAAAUUUAAUUAUCAGUUUUUUUGCUUUUUCUUUCUUUUCCACUGUUAAGCAGCGGGUGUAAGGGAAUUCGGAAAAGAGGACAGCUGUUUUUGGAGGGUUGCCAAGUGUGGCCAAUUAGCUAAUUAAGUGGCAAUAUGUUACUGAUAGCAUGAGCGUCGAUGGCAAUUCCUAUAUUGGUCAUUUCAACGAUCGCCCUAGCCGCUAAAAUAAUGGUCUGGAUAAUAGUCGGUUUAACCAGACAUGACGUUUCCUUCACUAAAAAUUCGGCCUUCUGUGAUCAAUUGGAGACCCGGCAUAAAUUUUUCUACCCAGCGAAAUACCUCAAAUUUUACAAAAUCAAUCAAAAGUGCGAGGUGCCUGAUGAAUUGCUGAAAGCUAAGCUAGGGGACGCAGCUGGGCCACCAAUUCCAGUUCCAGAGGACGGUGACAAGAAAGGUGAUGGUGAUGGUUCAAAUGUUAAAGGACUUAUAGGACAUGCUGUCCUUUCAGGAGUAGCUUUAGGAUUGGCAGCAACGCUAUGACAUGUCAUAAGACGAAGCAUCUUAUAUACGAAAUUAUCGGUUUAACCACUCUGAUACUUUUAGUUUAUUUUAAAUUCUCAUUUACGACUUUUU